This is a messenger RNA of Limulus polyphemus (Atlantic horseshoe crab), 2331 nucleotides long. Its product is annotated as MAP/microtubule affinity-regulating kinase 3-like. Gene Ontology annotation, molecular function: protein serine/threonine kinase activity; ATP binding; tau-protein kinase activity. Gene Ontology annotation, biological process: microtubule cytoskeleton organization; intracellular signal transduction; protein phosphorylation. The transcript is spliced from 12 exons. Lineage: Eukaryota; Metazoa; Arthropoda; Merostomata; Xiphosura; Limulidae. Gene Ontology annotation, cellular component: cytoplasm. Bases 150 to 1820 code for a protein of 556 amino acids. The record is from RefSeq and is a predicted model, not a curated record.
UUAUCUUUUAAACUUUCUAGAUUAUUUCAGCUGUACAGUAUUGUCACCAGAAACGAAUAAUACACAGGGAUUUAAAAUUUCCAUAUUAUAUCAUUAACUCCAGAUGUCAUCAUCAAUGUACAGUGCAAUGAAAUGUUGAAAGUUAAGAAAUGGAAGUAGGUACAUACCAUUAUCCCAAGAUCGACAACAUGUCCCGCGCAGUACUCUAUUGUUAUUAUAGGGCUGAAAACCUGCUUCUUGAUGCAGAAAUGAAUAUAAAAAUAGCAGACUUUGGCUUUAGUAAUGAGUUUUCUCCAGGUCAGAAGCUUGACACAUUUUGUGGCAGUCCUCCAUAUGCUGCUCCUGAAUUGUUUCAAGGAAAAAAGUAUGAUGGCCCAGAAGUAGAUGUGUGGAGCCUUGGAGUAAUCCUCUACACACUUGUCAGUGGCUCACUUCCUUUUGAUGGUGCUAAUUUGAAGGAGCUUCGAGAAAGGGUGUUGCGUGGGAAAUACAGGAUACCUUUCUACAUGACCACAGACUGUGAAAACUUAUUAAAAAAAUUCUUAGUUUUAAACCCAACAAAAAGAGCAUACUUAGAAAAUGUAAUGAAAGAUAAGUGGAUGAACAUAGGCUUUGAGGAUGAGGAACUGAAACCAUAUGUUGAGCCUAUAUUUGAUAUGCAAGAUGAUAGAAGAAUAGAGAUUCUUCACAACCUUGGUUACACGAAAGAUGAGCUAGAAGAUUCACUUAGAAAUAGGAAGUAUGAUGACAUAAUGGCCAACUAUUUAUUGCUAGGGAAAAGGCUAACUGAGAAUGAAAUUUGUGGUUCACAGUCGGGAUCCAAUCUGUCACUUCGAGUACUGCAGCCCUUGGUAGAGAGCUCCAUAAAUGACUAUACAUCACAAGCAAAAGUUCAAAGAAGUGUAUCUACAACAGCAAAGCCUCAUCACAGUAGUCAUGUGGAUACUGGAGUGACAGGCGUAAAUACAUCUACUUCCAACUCUUCGAGAACAACAGCUAGAUCUUCUAGAGGUCAUAUCUCUGUCAGGAAGCCCUCUACAAUCACCUCAGGGAAAAAUCUUCAUAGUGGAAUUCCAUGGCGCACCACUUGUGAUAAUAAAACUAUCAACAAUGGAAAAAAUGUUGACCUAGAACUUGGAGUUGAAAGCACUACUACUAAAGGUGAAGAGUUGCCUACUCCAAGGCCAAAAGGUCAUACAAAAUCUACAUCUGUAUCAUAUACUUGCCCUGUUGAUACGUCAGUAAGAGAUCCACUUCAAACUAGUGGGGUAGGAGAAAAACCAGAAGCUGUUUUGCCAGUCUCUUCAGUUAACAGCUCAUUUCCUAGAGGCACUACUAUACGUAACACUUUUCACAGUGGACAAACACAAGAAAAGUGGUACAAUACUGCUUACAAUGGCCCAGGAACAGUGUCCGUCCAGACUCAGGAUUCCUCUUACAACAGUCCUGGUGGGAGAUCUCUCUUCAACAAAAUUUCUUUAAAGUUUAACAAGAGAGCCAUCAAUGAAGACCAAGCGAAACCACGUUCUUUAAGGUUCACUUGGAGCAUGAAGACCACUUCCUCUCGUGAUCCAAAUGAAAUAAUUCAGGAAAUACGCAAAGUUCUAGAAAAGAAUAAUUGUGACUAUGAACAGAGAGAGAAAUAUCUUUUACUGUGUGUACAUGGUAAUCCUAAUUCAGAUUUUCUUGUUCAAUGGGAGAUUGAAGUGUGCAAGUUGCCUCGGCUAUCUCUAAAUGGAGUUCGAUUCAAGUGGAUUUCAGGUACAUCUAUUGGAUUUAAAAACAUUGCUUCGAAAAUAGCUAAUGACUUAAAAAUUUGAAAACUGGUCCUUAAAAUAAAUGGUUGUUGUGUUACUAAAAUAUAUGGUAGGCAUCUCCUUCCAUAAAAGGAUAGUGAUGAAUUAUUGAUCAAUUAUUAUUUAUGUUAAUAAAUUGUCUUCAAGAUUAUUAGGGUAUAGUUAAUGAUGAAAGAUUUAGCUUAGGAACAUAAGGAUGUGUUUGUAUGUAUACUACAUGUUUGUGUGCAUAUGUAUUAUAAAACUAUACAUAGUCUUCAUUAUUGAAUUUUUUGUACCACAUAAUAAUUGUGUUCAAAAACUGUAGUUGUUAAAAAAUAUUUCGUGGAAGAUUUUAGAGUAUAGUCAAACAAAUUUGCUUUUCCACACUUGAUGGUAAUGUUUUUAUUUCAUUAUUCAUUAUAUCUGAGCAAAGGUAAGGAAGACAUAAUUUGACUUUUGUAAAGAAGAGAUAAUAUUGGUAUUUUCAUUGAAUAUAAAAACAGCAUAUUAGAGGAUUUGUUAGGGCAUCCCUUUAAAAAUGAAUUCCCUCCAU